AUGUUGCUAUCUUCAUCAAUGAAUAGACCUGAGCAUGUUUGGAAUCAAACAUGGCACUACUUAGUUGAUGGUAUUCUUUACAGUAAACGUGUCAUAACAAGAAAUCCAGGAUUAACACUUAUCGAUGAAGAAUUAAAACAACUUACUCUGAUUGAAAUAGAAACUCAUUUACAAAAGAACAAUAGAAGUCUGAAAGAUUUCAAGUCAAUGCCAUAUCCAAAUGACUUUGUACUUUCUUUUCUUGGAAACCGUCUGAUUUAUGAAGAAAGGCAAUAUGAUUCAAGUGCUCAAAAAAUUAUUUUUGAUACUUUCUUCUCAUCUCUUACAAAUGAGCAGAAACACAUUUACUUUGAUGUCAUGGAUGUCGUAGAACGACAAAAUGGUGGUGUGUUUUUUUUAUAUGGCUAUGGUGGAACAGAUAAAACAUUUAUGUGGAACACUCUCGCUGCUGCUAUUCGUUCUAAACAUAAAAUUGUAUUGCCUGUGGCAUCAAGUGGAAUUGCAAGUCUGUUGUUACCAGGUGGAAGAACAACACAUUCUAGGUUUAAGAUACUUGUCCCUACUUUGCAUUCAUCAAUUUGCAACAUUGACAAAAAAGAUGAUUUUGCUGAGCUUUUAAACAUAACACACCUUAUUAUAUGGGAUGAGGCUCCGAUGGCUAAUAGAUUUUGCUUUGAGGCUCUUGAUAAAUCCUUGAGAGACAUUAUGAGUGAAAUUCCACAGGCUGCAAAUAAAUUAUUUGGAGGCAAAGUAGUUAUUUUUGGUGGUGAUUUUAGACAAAUCCUUCCCAUUGUUCCAAGAGGUAGUAGAUCUGAUAUUAUUCAUUCAACUAUCAAUGCUUCUUAUAUUUGGGAUCAUUGCAAAGUCCUCAAACUUACAAAAAAUAUGCGCCUACAAAGUGGGACAACUUCAAAAGAAAUUGAAGAAGUUCGUAUAUUUUCUGAGUAG
Messenger RNA from Lathyrus sativus (Indian pea), 948 nucleotides. NCBI's taxonomy places the organism in Eukaryota, Viridiplantae, Streptophyta, Magnoliopsida, Fabales, Fabaceae. The record is from the annotation of a GenBank genome assembly.